AUCGAACAAACUAGCUGUUUCCUAUAUUUGGAAAAAGUCUACAUGCAAAUUAGGUGCACCUAAACACAAACCAAUACCAUCCACCAUUCUUGAACACCUCCAUAUUUUCUCUAUUUUAUUCCUUCUUUUGACCUUUGAUCACAUUCUUCAUUUACUCUUUUAGAUAUUGAAAAUUCUUCUAUCUUUCAAAACCCUAAAAAAUUUCCUGACUUUUGAUUUUCCAACUACUAGAUUACUGUUUUCUGGCUACUGGGUAAUUUUAAUUAGUGCCAUGGAAGCAACCUCCAGCUCUGCCGUGAUUUCCCAGAUGAAAUUAUUAUCUCCUUCUGUCCGAGAUUUCAGGUCAGGUUUGCGACUUAGAACAUACAUGUCGCCAUGUAGAUAUAGCCGUAAGCAAUCGUUGUUUAGUUUGUAUACGAUCUCAGCCUCCUUUGACGGCCAACCUGGAAAGAACAGUGGACUCUCUUAUUCUCAACCAGAUACGAGAAGUAAUGUAGUGAGAAAAAUUGAUUGUUCUGCUGCUACACACACAAGUAUUUAUAGUGAAGACUUGGUGAACGAUUCUUCACACAUUGCAGAGGAAAAAAUUGGGGUGCUUCUUUUGAAUUUAGGAGGUCCUGAUACUCUUAAUGACGUCCAGCCAUUCUUGUUUAACCUUUUUGCUGACCCGGACAUCAUUCGCCUACCCAGGAUUUUCCGAUUUCUGCAAAGACCACUUGCUCAAUUGAUUUCCACACUUAGGGCCCCUAAAAGCAAGGAAGGGUAUGCUUCAAUAGGAGGAGGUUCACCUUUGCGAAAGAUUACGGAUGAACAGGCAAAUGCAAUUAAGUUGGCAUUGGAAGCAAAAAACAAGAAUGUAUCUGUCUAUGUUGGCAUGAGGUACUGGUAUCCGUUCACAGAAGAGGCAGUUGACCAGAUUAAGAGGGACAAGAUAACAAGGCUUGUUGUCCUUCCUCUCUAUCCUCAGUUUUCUAUAUCUACAACAGGUUCAAGCCUCCGAGUUCUCCAAAACAUGUUCAGGAAUGAUGCAUAUCUUUCUCAACUGCCUGUUGCAAUCAUCCGAUCCUGGUACCAGAGAGAAGGUUAUAUCAAGUCCAUGGCUGACUUGAUUGAGAAAGAGCUUCAGUCAUUUUCCAUGCCCGACGAAGUUAUGAUAUUCUUCAGUGCUCAUGGAGUGCCAGUUAGCUAUGUAGAGGAGGCUGGAGAUCCUUACAAAAAUCAGAUGGAGGACUGCAUCUUCUUAAUUAUGAGAGAAUUAAAGGCUAGAGGAAUCAACAAUGAUCAUAAACUUGCGUACCAGAGUCGAGUUGGUCCUGUGCAAUGGCUGAAACCGUAUACUGAUGAUGUUCUUGUGGAGCUCGGCAAGAACGGAGUCAAGAGUCUUUUGGCAGUUCCUGUGAGCUUUGUGAGCGAGCACAUUGAGACACUAGAAGAGAUAGAUAUGGAAUACAAGGAAUUGGCGCUUGAAUCUGGCAUAGAGAAUUGGGGUCGUGUUCCUGCUCUUAACUGCACUUCUUCUUUCAUCAAUGAUCUAGCUGAUGCUGUCAAUGAAGCUCUACCUGCAGCAGCUGCAAUAUCAACUAAUACAUCCGAAGAGGCGGACAAUGAUGUAGUCAAGUAUGUGAUAAAAUUGUUCUUCGGUUCACUGCUGGCCUUUGUCCUGCUGUUGUCUCCGAAGAUGAUUUCGUCAUUUAGGAAUAACCUUUUGUAGGAAAAGGCAGGGUUUGCUCGAAUUUGAAGCGAAUCGGUUAUACACAACAACAGAUAGGGGUAAUUGGUAAACCUAGUGAGAAAUGUUUUGAAGGAUGCUUGUA
Messenger RNA from Amaranthus tricolor (Joseph's coat), 1814 nucleotides. Its product is annotated as ferrochelatase-1, chloroplastic. The coding region runs from base 272 to 1711 and encodes 479 amino acids. The record is from RefSeq and is a predicted model, not a curated record. The transcript is spliced from 9 exons. Lineage: Eukaryota; Viridiplantae; Streptophyta; Magnoliopsida; Caryophyllales; Amaranthaceae. Gene Ontology annotation, biological process: heme biosynthetic process. Gene Ontology annotation, molecular function: protoporphyrin ferrochelatase activity.